Messenger RNA from Gorilla gorilla gorilla (western lowland gorilla), 427 nucleotides. RefSeq lists its product as uncharacterized. The record is from RefSeq and is a predicted model, not a curated record. The coding region runs from base 109 to 297 and encodes 62 amino acids. The transcript has 2 exons. Lineage: Eukaryota; Metazoa; Chordata; Mammalia; Primates; Hominidae.
UAGGGGCUUCUGCCGGGCGACCUGUCACUGUAGUAGCUGCUGGGAUGGGGCGGCGGGGAGACCCCUGGCCGUGGCCCGGCGACGGAUCGGAGGCGCAGGAAGAGGCUAAUGGGUUAUAGUUUCUUUCCGCGAUCAUGUGGAUCUCUCCUUCCUGGCAGAAGACUGAUUUUUGAAAAUAUGUAUUUGGGAGACAGUCACGUCCUGUUGAAUACCUUGUGCUGGUGCUGCCAUCGAAAAAUCUGGUUACACUCUGGGGAGGACUGCUACCACUGCAGAACUGAACCACUUCGGCCGUGAGAUGAGUGUCCGGCCUGAGCAGGCACACCAUGAAUAGAUACACAACAAUCAGGCAGCUCGGCGAUGGAACCUACGGUUCCGUCCUGCUGGGAAGAAGCAUUGAGUCUGGGGAGCUGAUCGCUAUUAAAAA